AUGGUGGUGCGGGACUGGGGGAUGGCGAGAGCCGAGGAGGAAACGGCGAAUGAGGCGAGGCUGUGGGGUUGCGACUUGCGACUGAGGCGAAGCCUCACGGUGGUCAUGUUGCCAGUCCCCUCCCAGAGCCACCUCAACCAGCUCCUCCACCUGGCCGUCCUCAUCUUCUCCGCCACCACCCUCCCCGUCCACUUCCUCGGCUCCGCCACCCACAACCGCCAGGUCAAACUCCGACACUACCCUAACCCUAAUCCUAACCAUAUCCAUUUCCACGACUUCCCCACUCCCCCCAUCCCCACACCCGACCCAGACCCGAGCCCGAACAAAACCCCCAACCACCUUGGCCUGUCCAUGGCGGCCUACACGGCCCUCCGCCACCCUAUCGCCACCCUUAUCCAAAAAAUGUCGACCGAAACCAAAAAAAAAGUCCUUAUUUACAACCGCCUCAUUGCAAAGGCCGUCGAGGACUCGGUCUCGAUUCCCAACGUCGAGUCGUAUGCUUUCAAUUGUCUUUUGGCGUUUAACCUCUUUCACAUCCUUCGGGAGUACUCCUUGACCACCAAACCCUUCCCGCUAAAAGUCGACGAAAACCUCUCAUUUUCGGUUCGCGAUUUCUACCCGCUCGAGUUCAUAAACUACAUCGUGUCGAGGCCCGAGCAUUUCAAAAACCGAGCCAGGGACAUACACAACACGUCCCGGCUCGUCGGGGGCGAAAACGUCGACCUCCUCGCUCGGGAGGAAAUAAUCGGCGGGGAAAGUCAACAAUGGGCCAUAUGCCCGAUGCUCGGCUCGAAAAAGGUCGCCGAUUGUGACGAAUCGGGAGCACGAGCACGACGACGACACACAUGCCUCGACUGGCUCGACGGGCAGGCGCGCGGGUCCGUUUUGUACGUCUCAUUCGGGACGACAAUUUCCCUGUCGGGAGAGGAGGCUCGGGAGAUCGCCCUCGGGCUCGAGUCGUACGGGUUUAGGAAGAUUAUCGAGUUACCCGAGGGGUUCGAGGAGAGGGUGAAGGGGGCCGGAAUCAGGCUUGUGGUGAGGGAUUGGGCCCCGCAGGUGGAGAUAUUGGCCCACGAGGCCACCGGAGGGUUUCUCACGCACUGCGGGUGGAAUUCGUGUUUCGAGAGCCUUAUGACGGGCGUGCCAGUGUUGGCGUGGCCCAUGCAUACGGACCAGUCGAUCAACGCGAUUUUCAUGACUAAGGUUCUGAAAACGGGACUGGUCGCCAGGGAUUGGGAAAAACGAGAGGAGUUGGUGAGGGCGCGGGUUGUUAAAGAUGCGGUCGGGAGGUUGAUGGCGGCGGGGGAAGAAGGAGAUGAUAUUAGGAGACGGGCGGCGGAGAUAGGUGUCGCCAUCCAGAAGGCGGCGGCGAGUGUCGUCGGGAGUUGGAGAGGUUCAUUGAGCAUAUUAGUAAGGUAG
Molecule: messenger RNA, 1419 nt
Organism: Striga asiatica
Lineage: Eukaryota; Viridiplantae; Streptophyta; Magnoliopsida; Lamiales; Orobanchaceae
Source: the annotation of a GenBank genome assembly